AUGGAAAUUGAUGAUUUAUUUAAGAAGCCUGAGCCCGUUUUAAAAAAGAGGAAAAUUGUUCCUAUUAAUCCAACAGAAACGUUUAAAAAUAUUCAAAAUACUUAUGUUGAAAAAAAUGGUAGAAAUAAUACAGGAUUUGGUAAUACUUUAGAUAAUUCAGUAUCUUAUGGGGUUGGGGAGGAAGAUGAGCGUUUUUUUGGUGGAGGUUUAACCAAAGGACAAGAAGAUAUAUUGGACUUUAUUGAUGAAAAUGACAAAAAUGAAGCUAUUGAACAAGAAAAAAUUGAUGCGUCUUCACUUAAAAAAAUGGUUCUUAAGCUUGAAAGAGCUAUUACAAAAAAUCAGGAGUUGCGAAUGAAGUAUUCUGAAAAUCCUGAAAAAUUUCUUUCCUCUGAAGCAGACUUAGAUUCAGAAAUUAAGGCGCUUUCAGUGCUUUCUGGUUAUCCUGAAUUAUAUUCUGAAAUAUUACGUUUAGGAUGUUAUAAAUCAUUGAUUGGUCUUUUGUCUCAUGAAAAUGCUGAUAUUGCUAUAAGUGUAUUGGAGUUACUUGACGAAUUAAUAGAUGAUGAUAUUGAUCAUAAUGAAAAUCAAAUGAAAUUGUUGAUAAAUUCAUUGAUAGAAGCUCAAUUAUUUAAUGCUUUGACGGAUAAUAUGACUCGUUUCAAUGAGUUUAAUGAGUCAGAUAGACGUGGUGUGUUUCUUGUUUUGAGUAUUCUUGAGAAUAUUUCUUCAUUCUCUCAUACUUUUUCUGAAAAUGCUGUUUCUUCUACGAAUAUUUUGGAAUGGUUGCUUCAAAGACUUCAAAUAAAAGAAUUUCCUAUUUCUCAAAAUAAGCAAUAUGUUGCAGAAUUAUUGGCUAUUUAUACGUCAUCAAGUUCCUUUAUUCGCAAAAAAAUUAUUGAUUUGAAUGGAGUUGAUAUAUUUCUACAUAUUCUUAGCCCUUAUCGUAAAAGAGACCCUGUAAAAGAUAUUGAGGAGGAAUUCGUAGAAAAUAUCUUUGACUGUUUAUGUUCUCUUUUAGAAGAACAGGAAGGAAAAGAGAAAUUUAUUGAUGCUGAAGGUGUUGAAUUAUGUUUAAUAAUGUUAAGACAUGGGAAAAUUAGUAAGUAUCGUAGUUUAAAGGUUUUAGAUCAUGCCCUUGGAGGGUUUCAUAGCAUCUCUUGUUGUGAAAGGCUUGUUGAGGCUGCUGGGUUAAAAAUUAUUUUUUCUAUUUUUAUGAAAAAGCCUCCUUUUAAGGUUAUCGAAUAUUUAUUAGGGAUAUUUUUAUCUCUUCUUCGAUUAUUGCCUAUAGAUUCUAUAUCUCGUAUUCGAACAUUGGCAAAAUUUGUUGAAAAAGAUUAUGAAAAAAUAUUAAGAUUAAUGGAAUUAAGAAAAUUUUAUAAAUUUCGUGUUGAUUCUGCUAAUAAGAAAAUGAUGGAGCAGCUUAAAGGACUUAGUCAAGACGAAAGGAUAGAAAAAGAAUCUGAAAUUUAUUUUGAUUUAGUAGAUGCUGGACUUUAUUCUUUACAAGUAAUAGAUUUAAUUUUAGCAUGGUUAUGUAUAGAGGAUGUAGGGAUAAAAAAAAAGGUACAAGAGUUAUUAGAAAUAGAGGGACAAGAUUUAUUAUCUAUUAAAGCUGUUCUUCAAGAAUAUUUAAAUAAUAUGCAGGUAGAGGAUUCUGAAAGCGAUAAAUCAGAUAAUGUCAUGAAAGAAAUAGAGAUGGUAAAAACAUUAUUAACCCUUUUGCACUAGAACUUUACUAUUAUGCAAUGAUGAAAUUAAUAUUUGCAAUAAAUGGUGAUAAUUGAGAUAUUUAAAUAGCA
Messenger RNA from Pneumocystis murina B123, 1802 nucleotides. RefSeq lists its product as hypothetical. Gene Ontology annotation, cellular component: spliceosomal complex. Lineage: Eukaryota; Fungi; Ascomycota; Pneumocystomycetes; Pneumocystales; Pneumocystaceae. The transcript has 9 exons. The coding region runs from base 1 to 1731 and encodes 576 amino acids. The record is from RefSeq and is a predicted model, not a curated record.